UCAUAUUUUCAGCAUCCUUGAUACUUACUAACAGAAUCUGCUGAUCUAAGCAAAAAACGUUCAGAAUUUUAAGCAUUUAGUUAUCUAGGAAUCGUAAGGUUUAAAUUGAAGAAUAAAACAAUGUCAAUUCCACAACAACAACAGCAACAACAACAAGGGGUCGUAGGUCAGGUCCAGACUCCUGCACCUUUGAAACAAGGACGAGGUAUCGUCAAGCAGGUGUUAUCAGGAGACGCUAUCAUUGUCCGGGGCCAACCGAAAGGGGGCCCACCCCCCGAAAAGCAAAUUAACCUCUCGAAUAUAACGGCACCGAAACUUGCUCGUCGGGCAAAUCCAAAUGUCGCUGAGUCUGUCACAACUAAUGAUGAGGCUUUUGCAUGGCAAGCUCGUGAAUUUCUUCGCAAGAAACUGAUUGGUCGAGAAGUAUUUUUCACAAUCGAAUAUGCUCCUUCUGCUGAUAGAUGUUACGGAACAGUAUAUCUGGGAAAAGACAAUACCGGUGAAAACGUAGGAAGUCUCCUCAUCUCUGAGGGGUUGGCGGAAGUUAGAAAAGUUGGAGUGAGAGCUGAUAACACUGAGCACAACCACUUGAUAGAGCUAGAGGACCAAGCAAAAGCCGCAGGAAAAGGAAAAUGGACGGAAUCAAGAUCAGAAGACUCAAUCAGAGAUGUAAAAUGGACUAUCGAAAAUCCGAGGAAUUUUGUUGACUCUUUCCGCGGAAAACCGGUCAAUGCUAUCAUUGAGCAUGUGCGAGAUGGAUGUACCAUGAGAGCUUUCCUGUUGCCAUCCUUUCACCAUGUCACUUUUAUGUUGAGCGGUGUAAAAUGCCCGAUGUUUCGUCGAGACGCAGAAGACCCGAAAAAAGAAACAGCAGAGCCGUUUGCAGCUGAAGCAAAAUUUUUCGCAGAGUCUCGAUUAUUGCAACGUGAUGUACAGCUCAUUCUUGAGGGAGUUUCGAACGCAAACGUACUUCUUGCAACAAUCCUUCAUCCGAAUGGCAGUAUCACUGAGCUUCUGCUGAAAGAAGGUUUCGCAAGAUGCGUCGACUGGAGCAUUACGUCAUACUCUCAAGGACCCGAAAAACUUCGAGCUUUGGAAAAGUCAGCGAAAGAGCGUCAUGUUCGUAUCUGGAAGGAUUGGAAACCAACGGAGUCUGGCAUCGAAGAGAAAGAUCGGGAGUUCACCGGAAAGGUUAUUCAGAUCGUUAACGCCGAUGCAAUCGCUGUCAAAACUCAAAGUGGAGUCAUACGGACCGUUCAUCUUGCCAGUAUAAGACCCCCAAGAAUGGAUGAUUGUGCUUACUUGAAGGAUAAGGACCCCUCAAAACUUGAAAAAAAUGAGAGCACCUCCGGUGGUGGAAGACCAAGACCUUUAUAUGAUAUUCCAUACAUGUUUGAGGCUCGAGAAUUUUUAAGGAAAAAGUUAAUUGGAAAAAAGGUUACUGUCAAUGUGGACUACUUGAAACCUUCUACUCUUGCUACAGACACAUUGCCUGCUUUUCCUGAGAGAUUGUGUGCUACGGUUACAGCUGGAGGAAUAAAUUUGGCCGAAGCAUUGGUGAGCAAAGGAUUAGCUAAAGUAGUGCGACAUCGCCAAGACGACGACUCCAGAUCUGCACAUUAUGACGCUCUUCUUGCUGCCGAACAGAGAGCUAUCAAAACAACCAAAGGAGUGAACAGCAAGAAAGAUAUCCCGAUUCAUCGUGUCGCUGACGUCUCCGGUGAUGUGUCAAAAGCGAAGCAGUUUUUGCCGUUUUUACAAAGAGCUGGAAGAUCGGAAGCCGUUGUGGAAUACGUUUUCGGUGGAUCCCGCCUAAAGCUGUAUCUACCAAAAGAGACUUGCUUGAUUACGUUCCUUCUUGCUGGUAUCGAGUGCCCCCGGGCACGCAAUGGCCCAGGCGGAGUAAUAGAAGCCGACCCCUUCUCAGAAGAAGCUCUAAGUCUGACCAAGGACAUGUGCAUGCAUAGAGAGGUAAUGGUAGAAGUUGAAGCAAUCGACAGAGCCGGGAACUUCAUUGGAUGGAUGAUUGUCGACGGUGUCAACGUUUCUUUGGAACUUGUGCAACGAGGAUUAUCUAAGGUUCAUUUCACCGCGGAAAGAAGUCGAUACUACAAGCAGCUUAGUGAAGCGGAAGAGAAAUGCAAAACAGCAAGAAUGGGGGUUUGGCAAAAUUUUGAAGAGCCCAAAGAAGUCGCUGUUGUGGAAGACACUGAACGUAAAACCUCGUAUAAAACAGUCGGAAUUACCGAGGUUACUCCACAAUUGCAUAUGUUCUGUCAAAUAUUGGAUGCCAAUCGACAAUUGGACAAAGUCACUGAGAAGAUGAGGGGAAUGCUUGCUGCUGAACCACCUCUCCCAGGAGCUUACAAACCUCGUCGGGCUGAUUUCUGCUUGUCACGCUUCACUGCAGAUGGUGAAUGGUACAGAGCUCGAAUUGAGAAAAUAGAAUCGCCUGAACGAAUUAAUGUUGUCUAUAUUGAUUAUGGAAACAAAGAAACGGUGCCAACAGCUCGACUCGCUUCCCUGCCAGCAGAAUUCAACACCCAAGCACUUUACCCACAAGCCCAUGAGUUUGCGCUUGCGCUGUGCAAUGUUCCGGAGGAUGAAGACAGUCGACUUGAUGCAUUCCACUAUUUAUGCGACAUGACUGCAAACACUCAAUUUGUGAUCAACACUGAGUAUACCGACAAUGGGAUAGAGCAUGUCACUCUACUUAGACAGGACGAUCGAGUUGACGUCGGGAAGAAACUGAUAUCGGAAGGUUUAUGCACAGUGGCUAAACGACGGGAGAAACGUCUCUUGAAAUUGGUCGCUGAGUAUGUAGAGGAACAGGACAAGGCAAAGAAGGCCCAUCUGAAUCUUUGGAGAUACGGUGAUAUCACUGCUGACGAUGCAUCGGAAUUUGGGUAUUCCCGCUAGAUGGCACCAUUGAGCCAGGAAUUGUAGAAAAAGAUGUUUUAAUUGAAAAAAUAAAUCACUUUCGUGUCUGUAGAAGUCUUCUCUAUAUAAUUAGUUUUUGGAAAUUGGUGAAAUGAAAUUUUAGGUAGAAUGUGUUAUAUUUUAAAAAAUGGGGUUUCUUAAUUUUGGUGUUAUUUGCUCUUUUACUCCAUAUGGAAUCCGUAUUUUACUACUCCUUUACUUCCGAGUGAGUGCCCGUAACCUUACUCAGGGAUGAAUGAGUCAUCUUUACUACUUCUGAGUGAAUGCCGUAACUUUACUCAGAGAUGAGUCUCCUUUAUUUCUGAGUGAGUGCACGUAACUUUACUCAGAGAUGAGUCUCCUUUACUUCUGAGUGAGUUCCUGUGGCCUUGCUUAGAACAAAAUAAAAAUGAAUUAUAAAUUGAAAUCAUUUUGCGUGUGGCUGCCCAGUGAAAUUUGUGGAAUGAAAUAUAUCUUGUAGUAUUGAAAAUGCAGUAUUUAGGAAUAAACCUUCCCCCAAUAUUUUCGUAACUGGACUACUACUGGACCAAAUUAGGAUUAAUCUUCAUAUCUUGGCUUUGUGACAUCACUUCUACGUGUGAUGUCAUCAAAGCAUUGUUGUGAAAUUGUUAUGUCACUAUUGAAUUUAUAUUGUUACGUCAUUCUUCCAAUCAUGAUAAAGUUCGUUCCAAAGAAAAUGUAUUUAUGACAAAAUAAAAUCAGUGCCAUUGAU
This is a messenger RNA of Styela clava, 3652 nucleotides long. The record is from RefSeq and is a predicted model, not a curated record. NCBI's taxonomy places the organism in Eukaryota, Metazoa, Chordata, Ascidiacea, Stolidobranchia, Styelidae.